AUGUCUCAUUCAAUGAAUAUGAUUAGUGAUAUAACACCGCUUAAGGAGAAUUGGAAAAUAAAGGUCAAAAUUAUACGUAUUUGGGAAAAACCAGAUUACUACAACAAAACUGAAAUUAAGGCCAUUGAAAUGGUCUUGGUUGAUGAAAAGGUAUUUUUCUGGUCUAAAAUUCAAGCCAUCAUAAAAAAAUCUCUUACUGAUAAAUUUAAGAAUCUUAUGAAAGAAGGAUCUUCGCGCAUUAUUGCUAAUUUUGGAGUUGAAUCAAAUUUGGGCAAACAUAGACCAACUAUCCAUACCUACAGAAUUAAUUUCUUUUACAAGACUAUAGUCAAAGAAUGUGGAGAUGAUGCACUCUCCUUACAUGGUUUGGAACUUGUCUCUUUUGACAAAAUACUUCAAAAUGAAAUUGAUGACACCAUUUUAGUUGAUGUAAUUGGAGAAGUUACCGGAAUCGGUGAUAUGGUAGAUAAAUCAACCACCAACAUCCCAAUCUGGUUUUUGCCACUUGAAAUUGAAGAUAUGAACAAUAAGACAUUAAAAUGCGCAUUAUGGGGAAAGUAUGCUCAACAAAUGGUUGCCUAUAAACAAGAUGAAAGUCAUGAUGGACGCGUUGUUGUUGUUAUUCAAUUUGCUCAAAUCAAGGUUUUCAAAGGUGAAGUUUCAAUUUUAAAUUCACUUUUUGCAACUAAAAUACUGGUCAAUGAAGACAUACCCGAAAUGAAUGAGUUCAAGAAAAGUAUUGCUGAUGGAGAUUGUCAUUCAUCAAGACUAACUCACUUGUCAAGUCAAAGUUCGCAUUCCAUAUCUGAUGAGUUUUUAGUAUUGUCCGAACGUAUACAAUUGGAUGAGAUAUGCAAACAAAAUAAGGAAUGUUCUUGUGUGGUACUUGCGUCCAUUAUUUCUAUAGAAACUGAAACCAAAUGGUAUUAUAAUUCAUGCAAACUUUGUAACAAGAAAGUUGAUUAUGAAGGCGGUGAAAAGUUUUGGUGCUCAAAGUAUGAUUCACAUGUUAAAUCUGCACCACCAAGGUAUAAGGUCACCGUAACAGUGGAAGACGACAACGGAUAUGGAACCUUUAUCAUUUUUGAUCGAGAGAUUUUUCAAAUACUUCAAAUAUCAGCAGUGGAUUUAAAAAAUAAGUCGCACAAGUACAAUCUUGAACAAGACUGGGAUAAAUACACUGUGCUUAAAAUUAGUGAUGAUGAGCAAUUGAUCAAACAAUUUAUGGAGGUCAAUCCUAUUAUAGAGGAACAUGAUGUGGAGGUUGUAUCUUCAAAUGAAUCAAUUAAAACUCCACCGGAGAAAGAAAUUGUGAAGGAAUUAUGUCCUUAG
Molecule: messenger RNA, 1332 nt
Organism: Spinacia oleracea (spinach)
Lineage: Eukaryota; Viridiplantae; Streptophyta; Magnoliopsida; Caryophyllales; Amaranthaceae
Product: replication protein A 70 kDa DNA-binding subunit B-like
Exons: 11
Coding region: 1-1332 (443 amino acids)
Source: RefSeq, a predicted model, not a curated record